This is a messenger RNA of Cicer arietinum (chickpea), 1502 nucleotides long. RefSeq names its product THO complex subunit 4A. Gene Ontology annotation, molecular function: mRNA binding. Gene Ontology annotation, cellular component: nucleus. NCBI's taxonomy places the organism in Eukaryota, Viridiplantae, Streptophyta, Magnoliopsida, Fabales, Fabaceae. Gene Ontology annotation, biological process: mRNA export from nucleus. The record is from RefSeq and is a predicted model, not a curated record.
AUAUAUCCUCAAAUCUUCGUCUCUCACAACCCUUCGACGAAACCCUAACUUUAUCACGUUCCUUCAUUAUUUCUCAGAUCCUUCUUCUUCCUCCGUCUCGUUGAAGCUAAAAACUCUCAACACAUAAACAUGUCUGCAGCUCUCGAUAUGACCCUCGAAGACAUCAUCAAGAACAACAAAAAAUCUGGAUCCGGAAACCCUAGAGGUCGCUCCAGACCCGGACCCGGACCUGCUCGCCGUUUACCUAACCGUGUCUCCAACCACGCCGCACCUUACUCCGCCGCUAAGGCUCCGGAGACGACGUGGCAGCAUGAUUUGUAUGCAGAUCAACCCGUGGCUGCGGCAGCUUACUCUGCUCAAGGUGGUCGUGCGCCUUCGAUAGAAACUGGAACCAAGCUCUAUAUUUCUAAUUUGGAUUACGCUGUUUCCAACGAUGAUAUUAAGGAAUUGUUUUCUGAAGUUGGUGACUUGAAACGGCACGGCGUUCAUUAUGACAGGAGUGGUAGAUCGAAGGGUACAGCAGAAGUAGUUUUCUCACGACGACAAGAUGCGGUUGCUGCUGUAAAGAGAUACAACAAUGUUCAACUAGAUGGGAAACCAAUGAAGAUAGAGAUUGUUGGAACCAACAUUUCUACACCUGGUGUGGCUCCUGCUGUAAAUGGAGCUAUUGGAAAUUUUAAUGGAAUUCCUCAAAGUGGACAAGGACGAGGCGGGGCAUUACGAGGGCCUGGAGGUAGAGGUCAAGGCAUUCGAAGGAAUCAAGGACGUGGAAGAGGUAGCGGAGGAGGUCGUGGUGGUGGUCGUGGUGGUGGCCGUGGUGGUGGUCGAGACCAAAAGGUAUCUGCAGAAGAUCUUGAUGCUGAGCUGGAGAGGUAUCAUGCAGAGGCCAUGCAAAUAAACUGAAGGAGUUAUCUUGUUUUGUUUUCUUGCUUUUACAUCUAUGGUUAUUAGGAGGCAUUGUGAUGGAUGGCCACAUGUUUAUGUAUUUGGAGCCCUAUGUUUUAGGGAGGGGGAUAAAUUACUUGAGUGAAAACUGUUGCUUGAUUGUAUGGAGUAUGGGCUUCUGUUAUCUAAAAUAUUCAUAUUCCUUGGGCAUGAACUAUGAGUUAUGAAACAGAAGUCUGCUUGUAAUAUGCACUCUAGGUUGCUUUCAUUGACUUUAAUUAUGUUUAUCAACAAGUAAGGAAGUGAGAGGUGUGAACCAUGAUCUCGUCUUUCAAUGCACAGAAAUCUCUGGCUUCAAAAUGUGGGAUGCUGUCUUGCUGCAGAUUUUACCCACCGCUGCCUUGUUUUGGCUAAACCCUUACUGUGGAAUCCUGAAUCCUCAAUAAGGUAGAUUCCCUGUCUCUGCUCCCAGAACCCUACCCCAGAAGAAGUAAUGUUAUAUAUCUUGUUAUUUAAUUUUAACUUACUCUGUGCUUGUUUGAUAUAUAAUCUUAUGGUAAAGUCUGUAAUCUUGAGAUGUUCAUACAAUGAUAUAGUGGAGAACAUCUUUUUCCUGA